AUGUGGAAACUUUGCCUUAAUUUCUGUUAUCGAGCACUUCUGGUUCUAUGCUACUACGUUUUGUUGUCUUUGUCCGAGUCUUUUGCAAGCUUAAUGCUUCUUUUUAACUUUAAUCUGUCUAUGCUAGGCCCCAAUAUGAGUGCGCGGCCGGCCUUAACUGGAGAGUACAAAUUAUCGAACAGACCAUUACAGCAGUCCACAGAAUUGCUCAAGAUUCAGGUGGCUCUUGCACAAAAGGCUGGUGUAAACGAAAAAAAAAUAAUGAAUAAUAAGAUUGUUCACAAGAAACUCAAGCUGGACCUGCGUUUUAAACCACCACGUUGUGCCAAAGCUUCUCACAGUAAAAACCAAGGCAAAACCAGAAAGCACACAUGGUUUUUCUAUGCAGCCAUCAACACCAUACAAGUAACCAAACAUGUCUUCCCCGCUAAAAUGGGACCGUAUACCGUUUUCUUAUCUUUCUUCGAAGCCUCGGUUUCUGCCCCCGUAUACAGGCUUACUCCACACUCUUGUUCUCGCUUCAUCCACCUAAGAAAGAGAACGUCCAUGUCAGUGCUUUCUAACCCAGCAUACCGGCCAAUUCUCGAGGCGCUUCGGUCGUCGCGUAAUGGUGUGGUGUACGGUGGAAAGAUCCGUUUUUCCCAUGCGUUGGUGAUCAACUUGUUGUAUCGCUCAGGCCCCAUGGGACCUCGUUUAAAGCAGGUGCUUAAAGCCACCAAAGAACAUUCGCUUGUCUUGGCCGCGUUUGCUAUUGUCUACAAAACAGUGCUUAAUAUUUUGCGGCAGGAAAAGCUCUUGGGCUCGAAACAGGGCUUUUCCAAGUUGAUUGCUGGCGCAGUGGGGGGUUGGAUCGUAUACUCGCAGCACUUCUCGGCUUUCAAUCCAGGAAUCACUCACCAAAUCACAUUGUACUGUUUUUCACGUGUGUUGAUUGCGGUGGGGAAAAUCUUGCUCGACUUGCUUUUGGAGUGUCGCCAGCCAAAGUUCAAGAUCCAUGGCGAGCUGGUGUUGUACCGAGACUUGAAUGACGCUCAGGCUCGUAGACUAAAGAGCAAUAUCUAUAACAAAUCCUGGAAAUACUUUGCGGUGGCUACUUGGGCCUUGGUCAUGUUCAUCUAUGAUUACAAGCCUCAAUACUUGCAGUCUUCGUUGAGGCAUUCCAUGGCUUAUAUAUACGAUGUGGAGAUGGACACAUGGCCAACAUGGAGGGAUUUUAUAGGGUUUUAA
This is a messenger RNA of Clavispora lusitaniae ATCC 42720, 1227 nucleotides long. RefSeq lists its product as uncharacterized. Gene Ontology annotation, cellular component: peroxisomal membrane. NCBI's taxonomy places the organism in Eukaryota, Fungi, Ascomycota, Pichiomycetes, Serinales, Metschnikowiaceae. The record is from RefSeq and is a predicted model, not a curated record.